Molecule: messenger RNA, 3213 nt
Organism: Fibroporia radiculosa
Lineage: Eukaryota; Fungi; Basidiomycota; Agaricomycetes; Polyporales; Fibroporiaceae
Exons: 4
Coding region: 1-3213 (1070 amino acids)
Source: RefSeq, a predicted model, not a curated record
AUGGCUCCUGCGCAUGCUAUCAUCGGCGACGCUAUGGCAAACGUUUUCAAGAUCUCGCUCUUUAAUAAACGUCGUUCGUCAUCUCGCUCGGAGUCUAGGUCCCGCAGUGGAUCGACGGCCACCUCCAGAGCAACUUCACCUGAACCGCGGGUCGGUUCAAAUGUCUUGAAAAGGAGUUCGAGGGUUGCUGCUCUCGAAAACAAAUUUGCAUCAUCCAACAUGGAGGGUUCUGCAAACGCUAGCCCCGAUUGCACGCAGGAUGCAUCCUCUGGCAAUCUCGUUGGUGAAAACAGCGCGCCUGACAACCUUUGCAAGGUUGCGGAAUCUGCGGAUUUCGUCAAAAGCGACUCCUACAUGCUGGAAGCAAUCGUCGAGCAGUCUCAUAGUGAUGUCAAUGGACAGCUCAAGGCCCUUGCCGAACUAGAGGAUAGUUCGCGUGCCGAGUUUGGUGCACUGACGCAGAGCGACUCAGAGCAGGACAUCUUUUAUGAAGCAUUCAGUGCGCCCCCCGCCAUAGAAACGCAGCCGCAUAUAUCCAGCGACCUACCCGUCGCUCACUCCUCUACAGCAGCUUUCAUAGAGGCCGUAUCAUCUGCUUCGGCUGCAGCGCUGCAACCUGAGCUCGACGAAUCGGAUGAAAAAUGGGAGGUCGAAUUUUCUGCUUCCUCUUUCUCUGUCUGUGACAGUUGCUCGCACGACGCUAGUGUUGCUGUGCCCAACGUAUCGACCAUUCUCGGAUUUCCACCUACGGUAUCAAGCAUCGAAGCAAGUGCGUGUCCAUCAUCAAGCCAGAACGAAGGUGCUUCUUCGAGCCUGUCAGCCUCCGCGCCCAAACAAGAUGCUUCUUGUGUUUGCCCUCUCACUUCCUUUGGCUCUACAUGUUCUCAGCCACCAAAGGGUCCCUCUCCUCUUUCUGCCGCGCCGGACGCUCUGUUAUGUUUAUCAUCAGCAUCCCGCGCUUCAGUGUGGUCUUUAUCAGAGCCUGCACUUUCUGUUGGUUCUACUACGCCUACUGCAAUAGAUGCUAUACGCUCGUCGCAUAUUCCGGACGCUACUCCCUUCGCAACAGCUAAUGCGGAGUCCGCUGAAGUCGCUGGAGCGGGUGGGCAGGAAGUUGUGACCAGUGCGACCACUUUGCAUGCCGGAGAAAAUACCAUAGAGCCGCUUGGAAUUCCCUUGCCUUCGACAUAUGCCGAAGCCACGAAUGUAGGUGUCCUGUAUGGUCACUUAAAGAUGCAUUUAACAGCUGUUUUACUAUCACAGCUCGCUUUUCAAUUCCCAGAGCUUUCGGAGCAGAUACUCAAACUACCUCUGCCGUGGUCAAAAGACCGAGUAGCUGAAGGAAGUGACGAUAGUUCAGCAUCUGUCAGUGCAUCGACCUCAACCUCCUCUACCCCCGUUGGCGAAUGCUUUCGAAAGAGAGGAAGAUCGAGGGGCCCAGUACACACAGACGAUGAGCCGAAUUGGGCGCUAGCUCCGGAUUCUCCAAGACGUCAGCCUCGGCCUACGCAACGGGGUCGCGGGCGUGGCCGGGGUAAAGGGAGGGGAAGGGGUUGUCGGUCUCGCGCCGGUAGCAGCAGCCGAGAGCAAAGUACAAGCCGCGAUCAAAGUAUAAGUCGGGACUAUAAAGCUACCGGCGCUGGCUCGACUUUGCGCGCAAAACCAGUGUUCUCAGCCCAGAUUAGCUCAGACAAACUGGUCGACUCGCUGGGGGCGCAGGUAGCUGUUGAGUCAUUGAUUGAGACGAUGAAAGUCAAGCGAACGUCGAAUAUGCUAGUGGCAAUGGCGCAUGAUCUUCCUGAGGCCCCCCAGAAAGCUACCAUAUUGGCGCAGGAUACGUCUUCUAUCCUUCAGUGCACUGACCCUAGUGCAGCACCGGCUAGCAUGUCCGCCGUCGCUCCGGAGUUUGUCCCUACUCAAGUUCGCGCCCGCCUUCUUACUACCGGAUUGGGCGACGAGAGUGCAUUCCAUGCAAACCCUACAAUCCCAGCGACCAUUUCUCCUGCUCACAAGGGAACCUAUCUCAACGCUCCAUUGCGUCCAACUGCUACCUCGAGUUUCCAGCCAUGUAACACAGCUAGCGCAGGUCCACCAAUCCUAGUCAGCCUUCCACCGCCAACUCGCGUUCAACUCCCGCCUGAUGCGAACGAGGACGGUACAAUCGAGAGUGGGGAGAUCCUGUAUAGUACGAGCGGUUCUCCCGCUGUGAGUACUCCGUUCGCGCCUUCACGAUCAGCUUCGGGUACACCGCCGCGAGAAUACGACCUUCAGUUGUCCAGCAGAAUUAAGAAGAGUUCAGGCACAACGCGAUCAACGGUGAGUCUUAAGGAUAGCCGCCAAAACCUUUGUGACAUCCUUGGUGCGUUCCGAGCGGAAGGGUUGUCGGCACAUCCUCUGCUUCCCCUUGCCGCCGCAUGUCAACCCGCAAAUCAACCUGUCUCGAUAAUUCCUGAAGAUCUAAUGGUCACUCUGAAACGGAGGUUAAAAGUGGUGGAGGCGGCGCAGGUUGCUCUGCACAACAUAACUGAGGAUGUCCGUAUCCCAGACAGUUCGAUUGGCUUUCAUAGCUCUACCCAGCCGUCGUUACUUCAUCUCAAUUCAGCCGCCGAAGCGGUGGUCAGCCCUAAGGUCUCGAUCCCAUCGUCAGGGACGCCCACGAAAUCCACUCUCGAGGUGAACAUCUUUCAUGGGGGGCAGACGCCUACUAAUACCCCUGCGCCAUCGGCUUUCUGUCCGCCGCGGACCGAAGCAGGAUGGUUGAUCGACGAGUACGGUAUGCUAAAGCGGGGCGGUGCUAAGGACACCCUCGACCCUCCGCAAUGCGGUGCCUCUACCCCUUCCGUUUGGCCUCGCGCCGAGGAUCGCGUUGAUUCCCCCUCAUGGCGCACUAGAUCUCCUAGCGCACGUCCCAGUUCCUCGCGUCAAUCGCCGUCGCCAUCUCCAGUGCGAUUCGGCAAAAAAGAAGGAAUAAGAGGUUCAAAGCACGCGCCUUAUUCUCCGACGGGACCAUCACGUCUCCGCCGCGAGACCAGCACCCGCUUGAUGCCUUCUGCGAGCCAGGAUUCUGUGGUGUCGACAUCCGCGAAGCGCGAGACAGUGACUGCGGUAGGAACAAAUCGGCCGCAAAGUGGCCACCAGAAGACAAUCACUGGGCCUAUACCCACAGUGGGUCUGGCUCAUGCGAUUGGGCUUGUUGAGAGGAUGGUCAGUUAG